AUGUUGGCAAAACUCGUAUUGUUUUCGGCUAUUAGCUGGGUCUGUUCGUUCAGCAUCAACGAUCUGCACGAAUAUAUGACUGAUAGCGAACUGAACCAUUACUUCUCCGAAAGCAAAAAGAUCGGAAACUACGAAGUUGUUUAUCUUCCAACAGUUGUAUCAGUAAGGGAAGCAACAACAUUGGAUGGUGAAGAUGUGGAGUUUGGACAAUUCGAUUUCUCGGCUUUCGGAAAGCCUAUUAAUUUAAAGUUGACGAAAAAUACGAAUUUGAUUUCGCCUCACUUUAAAAGUUACAUUCACGAGGACGACUACAUCGAGGAAUUAAAGAAACCCGUAGAAAAUUGUAACUUUAUUCAUAAAGAUGAAAACGGCGUUGGAUCAAUUAACAUUUGCGUUCCAAAGCGCGUGCAAGGAUUGUUGUUUUUAAAUAAUAUAACAUUGGAAAUUUUACCUUUGACGAAAAGGUUGGAAGCUAUUUUGAAAAUAAGAGAACCCUUGAUCGAAGGCGAAGACUUUGAAGAUAAAAUCCCACAUUUGGUGAAAAGAGCAACGGAUAAAGUUUUUCAUUACGAUUCUUUUCCUGUAAAAUUUAUAAAUUCUAAGCAAAGAAUACAGAGAGCGAGCAAUCGACCUGUUGGAGGAUUGACGGUGGAAUUGGGUCUCUUCUUCGAUGAGGCGGCUUACAAGAUAUUUGCACCUUACAUGAAUUAUGAUGAUUCCAAACUUCAGGAUAUGAUCCUAGCAUAUGUUAAUGCUGUACAAGCUUUAUAUCAUCAUCCUAGUCUAGGAACUUCUAUAAAUUUGCUAUUGGUUCGACUUGAUAUAAUGAAAAAACAACCGUCGAAGAUGCCCCACUACGACGGCGAGAGAGGAAAACUUUUGGAUUCCUUCUGUGAUUACCAAAACAAAAUAAAUCCUCCUGAUGAUAACCAUCCAGAACAUUGGGAUAUGGGACUAUACGUUUCUGGUUUGGAUUUCUUCGCCUACGAGAAAGGACGCAAAAGUGGCGUUACUAUGGGUUUAGCAACUGUCGGUGGUGUUUGUCUUGGACAAUACGCCUGCGUUAUUGCAGAAAUGGGUACUACAAAUGUUUUCGGAAAACCUUACCCAAGUGCCGGAUUUACUAGCGUAUAUAUUUUGGCUCAUGAAAUUGGACAUAAUUUGGGAAUGCAUCAUGAUGGGACAGGCAAUAGUUGCCCAAAGGAAGGAUAUGUAAUGUCUCCUUCAAGAGGUACAAACGGAGAAACGCAGUGGUCGAGUUGUAGCGCUGAAAUUGUAUCAAAAUUAAGCUGGGCUACGUGUUUACAAGACAGCGGAAAACCUCCAAAUCCCGCAUUGGACCAUACGAAAUUUAUGGAUAUUCCAGGACAAAUUUACACGAUCAAAAAGCAAUGCGAAAUACUGUUAAGAGACAAAGACGCAUAUAUGUCUUCCAGUCAACAACUGUCGACGAUUUGCUACAAUUUACAAUGCAAAACCCCACACAGGAGUGGAUAUUACCACGCUGGUCCAGCUUUGGAAGGAACUCAAUGCGGGAAGGGCAAAUAUUGCUAUGGAGGAGAUUGUGUGGCGAAAACCCCACCAAAACCGGUGGACACCGUUCCAGGAGGUUGGGGCCCUUGGAAGACGGGCUCAUGUACGUCUGGUUGUAUACUCAAAUCCCAAGGUUAUCAGGAUAAGAGGCGAAUUUGCAAUAGUCCGUAUCCAUUGAAUACCGACAAAGGCUGCGAAGGAAGCAGCUAUGAAAUAGGAUUAUGCAAGGAUGAUAAAUUGUGUUCGAAGAAGAAGAGGCGAACCGCUUCAGAAUAUGCGUCGAAGAAAUGCGGAGAUUUCUCUAAACUUCUUCCACAGUUAGAUCCAAAAGGUUCGGGGUUGCAGGCGCCUCACGAAGAAGCAAGAUUAUGGAUGGGUUGUGCUAUUUUCUGCAGACGUGCUGAUUCUGGCAGUUAUUACACUCCGAGGAUAGAAUUGAACGAUUUGGGAGUGUCUCCAUAUUUCCCAGACGGAACUUGGUGUCACAGCGAUAACGGUGGAAACUACUAUUGCGUUCAGCAUCACUGUUUACCAGAAAACUUCCAAUUUACGAAGUCAUUCUUUAACGGUUUGGGCGAUGAUAUACCGAUACCACAGAAUGCGCAUCCCAGCGAUUUGAUAUCCGGAAGCUUAUUGAAAUAUCUUUCGUUGGGUCCGGAUGGGAAACCUCUGCAAACGACUUUACGACCGGGAGAUACAGACAUGCCCAAGGACGAGGAUUGGGAAACCAAUGAUUACUUGCUAUUGCCGCACAUCAACGAAAUACCCGAGAGCGUUGUUGAUAGCGGCGAAGUCGAUAAUUUUUUGGAUUUCAUGGAAUAAUUUUAUUUAAAUUGGUUUAGGGUAUUUAGCACUACAAAUUAAUUCAUUUAUAUAUACAUAUUCAGUUAAUAUGUAAUUCUAGUCACGAGAGUAAACAUCUAAUAAAUA
Molecule: messenger RNA, 2463 nt
Organism: Nicrophorus vespilloides
Lineage: Eukaryota; Metazoa; Arthropoda; Insecta; Coleoptera; Silphidae
Product: A disintegrin and metalloproteinase with thrombospondin motifs 6-like
Exons: 10
Coding region: 1-2355 (784 amino acids)
Biological process (GO): proteolysis; extracellular matrix organization
Cellular component (GO): extracellular matrix
Molecular function (GO): metalloendopeptidase activity
Source: RefSeq, a predicted model, not a curated record